AUGGAAGAGGAAGAGGCGAAGGAAGAACAGUCCAUACACGCCUCCCCGGGAGGCAAUAACAACCUUAAUUGCGACAAUGUAGCGAAUGUUCAACGGGAAAACGAACCCGCAUGCCCACCAGAUGAGGGAGAAGCGAAUAAGGAUUAUAACCCACAAGGAGUGAGAACAAAUCAAGGGAACAACGCGUACGAAGGGAAUGGCCCAACGGAAUCCCAGAAUCACGAGUGGCUAGUUUACGUAAGCAACCAGUCAUAUGGACCGUACAAUUUAGAGCAGAUGAAGAAACUAUGGAGUGAAAAAAGAUUAAACAUCAUGUCGGUAAUAUUUAAAAAGGGAGAUCAAAACUGGAAGUAUGUGUACAACGAUGAUAUAUUAAGAGGGUUCCUACCUUUUAACACACCAAGUGGUGAUGGCACAACGGAGGGGUUCCAGGGAGGCGCCACUGCGAAGGAGCAUUCUGCUGUCGUGCAGAAGAACACAAAUCGUGUCUCUAAUGUUGAAGGAAAUACAUACACGCUAAAUGGUAACUCCAGCAAGUGUCCCGACGACAGCGACGAUUGUGACCCCCACCGUGACAGUUGCGAUCACGCACCCGACGGAACCACUGGGUUGAACCCUUUAGAACUAGAAAAAAUCAAAAAAAAAGAGAAAAAAAGAAAGUAUCUAGAGAGAAAAAAGAAAAAAAUGGAGGAAGGCCUAUGCGAUAAAAAAGUGAAAAACAGCUGCAUUUACAUAACCGGCUUACCUAGUGAUAUAACAAGGGAGGAAAUACAUAGUGUGUUUAAAAAAGCGGGCAUUAUUAAAAUCGACGCGGAGACGACAGAGCCGAAAAUCAAAAUAUACUAUGACGAAAACAACCAAGUGAAAGGAGACGCCUUGGUUACAUAUGUGUACACACAGAGUGUCGACAUUGCCAUUAAAUAUUUUGAUAAUUUUUACCUAAGACAGGACUGCAUAAUUCGUGUAGAAAAAGCACAAUUCAACAAAAAAAAAGAAGCCUCCAAAGUUUCUAAAGAAGAAAUGCUAAUUAAAAAAAAAAAAAUCAAGGCCGCCAAAUAUGAGCAACUGAGGUUGCAGAAGUGGGAAGAUGGGUACACCGGAACGAAAAAAAAAAUCGUCAUUUUUAGGAACGUCUUUUCGUAUGAAGAUGCAGCGAAGCACGAUGAGGGAGACCCCUUCUACGAUUUUAUAAAAGACCUGGUCGAAAUGGAAGUAAAGAAGUACGCACCCGUGCACAAGGUGUAUCCCAUCCCGAAACACCCCAACGGAAUUGUCUGCGUCAAAUUCAAAGGAGUGGAGGAAGCCGAGAUGAUAGUAUCGUGCUUCAAGGACAUGGAGCUGAAUGAUAAAAAGCUGGAAGUGUAUUUUUACGAUGGAAAACAGGAUUUGAAAGCGCAGUGCCUGCCUGCAAAGAGUGCCAACAAGGCGCGUGCAGAGGACGCACACGAAAAUGAAGAGCCGGAUAAGAAUACAGAGGAUAACCAACGGUCAUUUUUGCAAAACAACAAUUUGCAGUCGUUUCAUGAUUGGAUUGAUAAUCAGAGUGAAGAUGAGGAACACGAAAUUAUGGUCGAAUAA
Messenger RNA from Plasmodium inui San Antonio 1, 1578 nucleotides. RefSeq lists its product as hypothetical. The transcript has 8 exons. Gene Ontology annotation, biological process: mRNA splicing, via spliceosome. NCBI's taxonomy places the organism in Eukaryota, Apicomplexa, Aconoidasida, Haemosporida, Plasmodiidae. Gene Ontology annotation, cellular component: U2 snRNP; U2-type spliceosomal complex. The record is from RefSeq and is a predicted model, not a curated record. The coding region runs from base 1 to 1578 and encodes 525 amino acids. Gene Ontology annotation, molecular function: RNA binding.